UUGUCUGCUGAACGCAUGGUUUGAAAAGAUGAAUAUAUUUCUUUUAAAACAAAAAUUCUGGAAAAGGUACUGAUAAUUGGCAAAUAAAUGGUAACGGCAUCGCAAAUGGUAGAAGGAACCGUUUUGUCCCGAAUUUCUGCUUUAUUUUAGCUGUGUGCCUGCCCUUGUGCGCGCAUGCGAGAGGGAUAACGAUCGAGAACAGGGAAGGACAAACCAUGGAAGAGGAGAAAAAAGAAGUGGAAGAAGGGCCACCGCCCGGAUGGCAGUCCAUCCCUCCUCCAGGAUCAUCGCAACCUCCGCCUGCGCCCCUGCAGCAGCCUCCAUCUUCAGAAAUGGCUCAAAUGGUUUGUGGUUCUUGUCGAAGUCUGCUUUCAUAUCCAAGAGGAGCCAGACAUGUUCAAUGUUCAUGUUGUCAGAUGGUUAACUUUGUGUUAGAAGCACAUGAGGUCGGGCAAGUUAAUUGUGGUAGAUGUGCAGUAUUGCUGAUGUACCCUUAUGGAGCUUCAUCAGUUCGAUGUUCCUCCUGCCAUUUCGUAACAGAAAUUGGAGUUCACAACAGGAGACCGCCAUGGUCUGUAAUCCAAGGAUACCAUCCCCCGCCUUCAAACCCCGUUUGGUGAGUGGGCUUCACCGGGUUCUCAUCCUUGCCGCUGCAGAUGUGUUGCCCAUCACUGGACAGUAAUUAUUUCUGUAGGUGAUAGUGAUACAGUCCUCGGCCAGAAUAUGGCUUGUCUGAGAUGACUUAUUUGGUUGUGCAUGAACUAGUGGACUAGUGCGGAGAUACUACCGAAUUCUGAUAGCAAGGGUGAGCCAUUUUCGAAACUGAUUAAGUGAUUAGGAAUGGGGCUGUCAUCACACCAACUAUUUCUUAUCAAAUCCAUCUUUGUUAGAAAGGAAGCU
This is a messenger RNA of Hevea brasiliensis (rubber tree), 900 nucleotides long. Its product is annotated as protein LOL2. NCBI's taxonomy places the organism in Eukaryota, Viridiplantae, Streptophyta, Magnoliopsida, Malpighiales, Euphorbiaceae. The record is from RefSeq and is a predicted model, not a curated record. The transcript is spliced from 4 exons. Bases 216 to 620 code for a protein of 134 amino acids.